AUGUUAGUCGAAAAACAGAAGCAACUUGGAAACGAAACGGUCCUUAAAUUAAAACAAGAUGUACGUACUCGCUGGAACAGCACAUUUCUCAUGUUAGAACGGCUAAUUAAACUUAAAGAACCACUCACCAUAGUGAUGAUGACUUUAAAAGGAGCUCCAACUAAUCUCAGCUCCGAAGAAUGGAAUAUAAUUGAGGAUAUGAUACCAUUACUAAGACCAUUUGAUAAGUUAACUGUUGAGCUCUCUGCAGAACAUUAUCCGAUGAUUUCAAUGGUUAUACCAUUAAUACGAGGUCUGCAAAGUUCAUUAGCAUCAAAAAAUCCAAAUACGCAACUUGGAAUAUUCAUUAAGAAUAGAUUGAUGGAAAAUACUACCAAGCGUUUCGAUAGCCUAGAAGAACAAACUUAA
Messenger RNA from Macrosiphum euphorbiae (potato aphid), 408 nucleotides. NCBI's taxonomy places the organism in Eukaryota, Metazoa, Arthropoda, Insecta, Hemiptera, Aphididae. The record is from the annotation of a GenBank genome assembly.